AUGAGUGCAAACCAAGAAGUCAGAAUACACGACGUGUGGAAUUCGAACGUCGAAGAGGAGUUCGCAAAAAUGAGGACUCUCAUUGACGACUAUCCUUUCGUUGCAAUGGAUACUGAAUUCCCAGGGGUUGUUGCCACUCCGCUCGGCACUUUUAAAAGCAAGGAAGACUUUAAUUAUCAACAAGUAUCCUGCAAUGUGGGAUUCGCGUUAGUCGAUGAGAAAGGAGAUCUUCCACCAACAGGCGAUGUAUGGCAAUUUAAUUUCCACUUUUCGCUUUCCGAUGAUAUGUACUCACAGGAGAGUGUGGAAAUGCUCAGAGCAGCUGGAAUCGACUUUACUCGUUUGCAGAACGAAGGUAUUUCAAUGGACAUUUUCGGCGAACUGUUGACAACAUCAGGACUAAUUGUGGAUGACCGGAUUACGUGGCUUACAUUCUCGUCGGGCUAUGAUUUUGGUUAUCUCCUGAAGUCAAUAACCCUUGGCGAACUUCCAAAGGAGGAAUCGCAGUUCUUCCAAUUCCACCGAGCACUAUUUCCUCGUUGUUACGACAUUAAAUUGAUGCUACGGAUGCCUGGUUCAUUCAAUACCAAACUUAAAGGAGGCUUGCAAGAGGUGGCAGAUCAGUUGGACGUUAAACGGCAUGGCAUGCGUCAUCAAGCUGGAUCGGAUGCCCUGCUUACUGCGAAAACGUUCUUCAAAAUAAAGCAACAAUUUUUCAACGAUAAUUGGGACAAGGCUAGUUUUUCUCAAAUGUAUUUACUUCUUAACUGUUUUGUUUCAUUGUGGUUGCUUAAGCUCUCGAUACCUCAUGUUCAGCAGACUUUUAGACAAAGUAAAGGAUAG
This is a messenger RNA of Haemonchus placei, 843 nucleotides long. NCBI's taxonomy places the organism in Eukaryota, Metazoa, Nematoda, Chromadorea, Rhabditida, Trichostrongylidae. The record is from the annotation of a GenBank genome assembly.